AUGGCUGACACAAACCCUCCUCCAAAUGAACAUGCACCGCCUGAAGGUCCGUCGAAGAGCGAACUAAAGAAACGUGCAAAAGCGGCGGAAAAGGAAAAGAAAGCUGCAGAAAAGGCUGCGAAGCAGGCGGAGUUGGCUGAGAAACAAGCAGAGGCAGAAGUGGAUUUUGCCAAAGAAUCCUACGGCCCUCUCCCUCUUCAUCAGUCCCAAUCGCGUCCUCGCAAGCCUCGAGCUCAAAUCGCCUCAUUGUCAUCUCGAGAUGGAGAGACAGUUUUAUUCAGGGCUCGUGUCCAUGCAUCCCGUGCGCAAGGCAACAAGAUGGUGUUCUUGAACCUCCGUCAAAGGACAGACUCAGUGCAGGCUUUGGUGAUGGUUAGUCCAGAGAAGAUUUCUAAACAGAUGGUUAAAUGGGCUGCCUCACUUGCGGACGAAAGUAUCGUUCUUGUCGAGGGUGUCGUCAAGAAGACUCCCGAACCCAUCAAGAGCGCUAGCGUUGAAGACGUCGAAGUACUUGUGAUUCAGAUACACCUCAUCUCUGGAGUCGAGAGAAGACUCCCAUUCACGGUCGACGACGCAAACCGUCCAGAUGCCGACAUUGACGCAGAGGGUGCUCAGUUCAACAGAGUGCUCCUUGACACGAGGCUUAAUAACCGAGUUAUCGAUCUGCGUACACAAACCAAUCAAGCGAUCUUCAGGUUGCAAUCCGCGAUCGGCGAUCUCUUCCGAGACUACCUUAGCUCAAACGGGUUUAUUGAAAUCCACUCACCCAAACUUCAAGGAGCUGCGACGGAAUCUGGGGCUUCAGUGUUCAAAGUCAACUACUUCAAAGGACAUGCCUUUCUGGCUCAGUCACCCCAAUUGGCGAAACAAAUGGCUAUCGCCGCUGAUUUCGAACGAGUUUAUGAAAUAGGGCCCGUUUUCAGAGCAGAAGAUUCCAACACUCAUCGUCAUCUCACCGAAUUUAUGGGACUGGAUCUGGAGAUGGCGAUUGAGGAGCAUUAUCACGAGGUUGUAGAACUCCUGGAUGGUCUUUUCAUUAGCAUCUUCCGUGGCUUGAAAGAGAAGUAUAAGAAAGAGAUUGACGUCGUCAACAAGCAAUUCCCGGCGGACGAAUUCAAGUGGAGAGAAGGAGACGAAGGAACUUUAAAGCUCACCUUUAGGCAAGCCCUUGAUCUUCUGGUAGAGGACGGUGUACCCAGAGAGGAAUUGGACGACAUCAAUACAGAAAACGAAAAAAGGCUCGGGAGGAUUGUUAAAGCGAAAUACGACACCGAUUAUUUCAUCAUUGACAAGUUUCCCAUCGAGCUUCGCCCAUUCUAUACAAUGCCAGAUCCGGAAGAUCCCACUCUUACCAACUCGUAUGAUUUCUUCAUGCGCGGUGAGGAGAUCUUAUCCGGAGCGCAGCGAAUACACGACCAGAAAGUACUUGCCGAGAAGAUGAUAGCUAAGGGUGUGGAUCCCGAGUCCAUGACAGGAUAUAUGGAUGCCUUCAGACUCGGUUGUCCUCCGCAUGGCGGCGGCGGGAUUGGGUUGGAGCGAGUCUUGAUGUUGUUUUUGAAACUCAACAACAUUCGGCGUGCAUCUCUAUUCCCAAGGGAUCCCAAAAGAUUGGAACCAUAA
Marasmius oreades (fairy-ring Marasmius) is the source of this 1620-nucleotide messenger RNA. RefSeq lists its product as uncharacterized. Gene Ontology annotation, cellular component: cytosol; cytoplasm; aminoacyl-tRNA synthetase multienzyme complex. The record is from RefSeq and is a predicted model, not a curated record. Bases 1 to 1620 code for a protein of 539 amino acids. Gene Ontology annotation, molecular function: RNA binding; aspartate-tRNA ligase activity; ATP binding. The transcript is spliced from 8 exons. Lineage: Eukaryota; Fungi; Basidiomycota; Agaricomycetes; Agaricales; Marasmiaceae. Gene Ontology annotation, biological process: aspartyl-tRNA aminoacylation.